AUGUCGCUUGCUGAACUAGCUUCGAUCCACCCUACAGCCGGGGGCCAGUAUCACUUUGUCGCCUACCUGCAGAAAAGAUCACCCGCCUUCAACUGGUUUGCUGGGUACAUCACUACGCUAGGCUGGAUUUCCUUUGCCGGAAGCGCGCCUUUCAUUGCCGGGACUCAGAUACAGGGUCUUCUUGUGCUGAACUACCCCGACUCCUACACUUUCGAACGAUGGCACGGUACUCUGCUGUACUGGGCAGUCCUUGUAUCCUCUGCAAGUGUCUGCGUGCUCUGCAGCCGCAUCCUACCAUUGCUCGAGAAAAUCACCAUGGGCUUACACAUUGGGUUCUACGCCGCCAUUCUAAUCGCCAUGGUCGUUGUCUCCCCAGAGAAGCACUCGGCAGCGUUCGUCUUUACAACAUUCGAGAACAACUCGGGCUGGUCGAACGACGCAGUCGCGUGGUGCAUCGGCCUUUUGAGCAGCUGCUACGUCUUGGCCGGGUACGACGGCGCCACCCACCUCAGCGAGGAGAUGGACGAUGCGGCGGUCGGGGUGCCCCGCGCAAUGGUCGGCUCCGUCCUGAUCAACGGGGUGCUGGGCUUCACGUUCCUGAUUGCGUUGCUGUUCUGCAUGGGCGACGUUGCCUCCGCGCUCGCCACCUCGACCGGGUUCCCCAUCAUCCAGAUCUUUUACAACAUCACCGGGAGCCUGGCCGCGACGAAUGCGAUGACCGCCGCUAUCACAUUCAUGGCGAUCGUGUCCACGGUGCCGCUGCUGACUUCGGCGGCUCGAAUAAUGUGGGCGUUUGCAAGUGACCAGGGACUUCCUUUCGCCUCCGUCAUCUCCAAGAUCGAGGAGAAGCGCGGCAUCCCGACGGUGUCAAUCACAGUCACGACCUGUCUCCUCGUUCUCCUGGGGCUCGUCAACAUUGCUUCGACGACCGGGUUCAACGCCAUCCUGUCGCUUGCUGUGGCCACCCGCGCCUGGCCUGCUUUGCCUCAGCGCCGCGCCAGCAAUGAGAAAUAUGAGCGUCUGCGUGGCAAUGGUGCCGGAAUCGUGCGGGAUCGUCCCGAGAAUGUCGAGAAUCUCGAACGCGAGCCCUAG
Molecule: messenger RNA, 1092 nt
Organism: Colletotrichum siamense
Lineage: Eukaryota; Fungi; Ascomycota; Sordariomycetes; Glomerellales; Glomerellaceae
Product: putative amino-acid permease
Exons: 5
Coding region: 1-1092 (363 amino acids)
Biological process (GO): transmembrane transport
Cellular component (GO): membrane
Molecular function (GO): transmembrane transporter activity
Source: RefSeq, a predicted model, not a curated record